Molecule: messenger RNA, 705 nt
Organism: Echinococcus granulosus
Lineage: Eukaryota; Metazoa; Platyhelminthes; Cestoda; Cyclophyllidea; Taeniidae
Product: Large neutral amino acids transporter small subunit
Exons: 6
Coding region: 1-705 (234 amino acids)
Biological process (GO): amino acid transmembrane transport
Cellular component (GO): membrane
Molecular function (GO): L-amino acid transmembrane transporter activity
Source: RefSeq, a predicted model, not a curated record
AUGAAGAAUCCUGGCAGAAAUCUACCGUUGGCCAUCGGAAUCGCGCUCACCCUGGUAACUGGUCUGUACAUGCUGACAAACAUUGCUUACAUGGCGGUGCUCAGCCCCUACGAAAUGCUGGCUACAGGCUCUGGAUCCUCCGCUGUCGCUGUGGUGUUUGCCAAGCGUGCAAUGCCCUGGAUUUCCAUGCUUAUGCCUGUCUUCGUCGGUGCCUCUGUAUUUGGAAGCAUUAAUGGUCUGGCGAUGUCGAUGUCUCGGUGGCUUGUGUUGGCCGUCAGCUACCAGUUUUACAGUGACCUGUUCGCGUUGAUUGAGUUGGCGGGCUUCGCGUUCGCCUUUAUUGCAGCUUUGGCUGUGACUGCCCUCCUCUACUUGCGGUACAAGGAGCCCAAUCUGAAGACAUCGUUCCAGCUACCUAUAUUAUUCCCCAUCGUCUUCCUGGGAUGUGAUCUGCUAAUUCUUAUGCUGACGAUAUAUCAACAACCGCGUGAGUCGCUCUCCAACGUGAUUCUGAUGUUGGUGGCGGUUCCCAUCUACUGGUUGGGUGUUUCGUGGGAGAACAAACCAAAGGGCUUCCAGAAUUUUAUUUAUAAGGGCACAGUAUUUCUGCAGAAAGCGUUUGCCUGCGUGCCAGUGGAGGAUGAGUCUCAAUUGGAGGGGAACGCAGCUGCUCACGACGUGAACAAUCAUGUUGAGACCUUCUAG